UUUUUAGGUAUUGCGAUGGAGGUGGAGAAGAAGGAUGAGACAGAGACUGAUGAAUCGGAGCAAGUGGUGAACCCAUGGGAAGUAUCUGCUAAAGUCGGAGAGAAGAUAGAUUACGAAAAGAUUAUUAAAGAAUUUGGCUGCAAAAGGAUCGACCAGUCACUGAUCGAUCGUGUUGAAAGACUGACUUGUCGUCAGCCACACGUUUUCCUCCGCCGUGUGUACUGGUCAACUUUGUGUGUAUACAGUACUCUGUAUGAAAAUGUGGCCAAGAUUUCACCAUGCGUAACAGAUAAUAAGGCUAGAUCAAUAUUUGGCUUAACCGGUGAAGAUCAUAUCGGGAAACGUACACUUUUUCCCUGCAGUGCAGGCAGCUCCCACAUUUGUUCUCGGGAAUGGACGAGCUCCGUUGCUUGA
Camelina sativa (false flax) is the source of this 414-nucleotide messenger RNA. RefSeq lists its product as uncharacterized. NCBI's taxonomy places the organism in Eukaryota, Viridiplantae, Streptophyta, Magnoliopsida, Brassicales, Brassicaceae. Gene Ontology annotation, molecular function: tryptophan-tRNA ligase activity. The record is from RefSeq and is a predicted model, not a curated record. Gene Ontology annotation, cellular component: cytoplasm. Gene Ontology annotation, biological process: tryptophanyl-tRNA aminoacylation.